Cynara cardunculus var. scolymus (artichoke) is the source of this 718-nucleotide messenger RNA. Its product is annotated as probable glutathione S-transferase. Gene Ontology annotation, molecular function: glutathione transferase activity. Gene Ontology annotation, biological process: glutathione metabolic process. Gene Ontology annotation, cellular component: cytoplasm. The transcript has 2 exons. NCBI's taxonomy places the organism in Eukaryota, Viridiplantae, Streptophyta, Magnoliopsida, Asterales, Asteraceae. The record is from RefSeq and is a predicted model, not a curated record. Bases 49 to 711 code for a protein of 220 amino acids.
ACAAAUCACAACACUCAACAAAUUAACACUCAGUCUUGAACUUAAUUAAUGGAUGUCUCUGAAGUUGUCCUUCUGGACUUUUGGGCCAGUUUGUUCUGCAUGAGGGUCAAAAUCGCUUUGGCUGAAAAGGGUGUUCAGUACGACUGCAAAGAAGAGAACUUGGCCAACAAAAGCCAACUGCUCCUUCAAAUGAACCCGGUUCACAAGAAAAUCCCAGUGCUCAUCCACCAUGGAAAACCCAUCUCUGAAUCCAACAUCAUUGUCCAGUACAUCGAUGAAGCCUGGCAAAACAAGCAUCCGCCAUUGUUGCCUUCUGAUCCUUAUCUCAAAGCCCAAGCCAGGUUCUGGGCUGAUUUCGUUGACAAGAAGAUAAAUGAUGGUGCGAGGAGGAUAUGGAGCACGAAAGGAGAAGAGCUGGAAAAGGCAAAGAGGGAGUUUAUCGAGUGGCUGAAUGUGUUGGAAGAGCAGCUUGGGGAUAAGGCAUAUCUGAUGGGGGAGAGCUUUGGGUAUGCAGACAUUGCGAUGGUGCCUUUCUACUGCUGGUUUUAUGCAUUGGAGACGAUUGGGAAGAUGAGCAUAGAGAAAGAGUGCCCCAAAGUGGUUGCAUGGAUGAAAAGAUGCAUGGAAAGAGAGAGCGUCUCCAAGUCUCUUCCUGAUCCCCACAAGGUUUACGAGUUUCGGUUGCAGAAGCUCAACAAUAAAACCACUUAAAAUUACU